Molecule: messenger RNA, 4928 nt
Organism: Pocillopora verrucosa
Lineage: Eukaryota; Metazoa; Cnidaria; Anthozoa; Scleractinia; Pocilloporidae
Source: RefSeq, a predicted model, not a curated record
AUUUCUCGCGAACUGAUUUGAAUUUCUCGCUGAAGGAGGUGAUCUUUAAUAUUCUGAACUUAUGUGACACAAAAAACAAUCCGUUCUGGUCAACGGUUCCGUACGAUUAUAUAUUAUCUGGUUUGUGAUGUCUCGAUGGAGGAUUUUUUCAAUUGCGAGCGACAUUUAAGGCGUAAAAAUUGACAAAGCAUUUCUGAGGAGCCAUGCCUAGGUCUUACAACAAGAUGGACGACACCGACCCUCUGGCCGCGAAUGAGUCUCUGGAAAUGGCUUCUUAUAAUACUUUUGAUCCAGCUUACAAUGGAAUUUACAAGAAUUUUGAUAAUGAUGAAGACAUGAGUGGUGAGAGAGGUUGCUACUUCAAAGAUGGCAAAAGAAGGAUUGACUUUGUGCUUGUCUAUGAAGAAGAAGAGAAGGCGCCUCCACCUAAACAUCUUGAGAAAAGACAAAAGUUUCUGGAAAAUUUAGCCAAGUCUCAGCUGGAAUUUGAAGAGGAGGUGACUCAAGACAAGAAAGUCAAGUUACAUUUUAUCAAGUGUCAUGCUCCAUGGGAAGUGCUAUUGUUCUAUGCAGAGGAGCUAAACUUCAGAGCCCCGCUCGAGCUUCGCACAACGAAGAAGGUAAACUGGUCAGAAAGAAUCUUAGAAAAGUUUCGCAUACCAAACAUCUUCAAGGAUGAUGUACCAGGCACACCCAAUGAUUACUUCACAUGCACAUUCCAAGCGAACAAGCUCAACAAGUUUAUUGGCCAUGAAGAUCAAGAUAACUACUUUACAGAAACAGAAAGAACAAGAGUGGUGUAUGAAAUUAUGGAAACAGCUCCAUUUGGCAAGAGGCAAAAAGGAGAAAUUGGCAUUAAUCGUCUUGUUGAAGAAGAAGUUUUCAAGGCUGGGUAUCCUCUUCAUGUGGGACCUGCAGAGCUGCCAAAGGAAUGGAAAGAAGGACCUGAUGGACCUGAGGAAAUCAAACUUAACAAAAGGCAGAUCCUGAAAGAAUACUGGGCACGGUGGGGAAAGUGGUUGAAGUAUCAGCCUCUUGAUCAUAUCAGGGAAUACUUUGGAGAGAAGAUUGGUAUUUAUUUUGCAUGGCUAGGUCAGUACACAGCAUGGCUUCUCAUGCCAUCAUUUGUUGGACUGCUGGUGUUUCUGUAUGGUGUCAUAACCAUGAAUGGACCUGACAACAAACCUGCCCUUGAUGUGUGUAACAGUCCUCCAGGAACCUACAUGAUGUGUCCAUUGUGUGAUGAGUCCCUUGGGUGUCAUCCAGUUGAUCUUCACACAAGUUGUAUGCUGGGCAAGGUUUCGUACUUGUUUGACAAUGCAGCCACAGUUUUCUUUGCUGUCUUUGUCUCCUUUUGGGCGGUGUUUUUCUUGGAGUUUUGGAAGAGAAAAGAAAUAACCCUGGCAUAUCACUGGGAUGUUCUAGAGUAUGAGGAAGAGGAGGAACGUCCACGGCCAACAUUUGCAGCUUUAGCACCAACAGUAGAACGAAACCCAGUAACAGGAAUACUUGAACCACAUUUCCCUGAUGAGAAGAGACAACCUCGAGUCUUCUCGGGAAUAGCUAUUGUUAUUACUAUGGUUUCUCUAGUGUUGGUGUUCAUGGUGGGAGUGAUCGUCUAUAAGCUAUUGGUUUACCGACCGCUGGCUUCUAAUCCAUCCACCCGAGCUCGAGCUCAACAAAUCGCUAACAUCACUGGCGCAUUUGUCAACUUGACAAUCAUCAUGAUCCUCAGCAGGGUUUACGAAAGAGUCGCCUUAGCAUUGACUCAUUGGGAAAUGCACAGAACACAGACGGAGUAUGAGGACAGUUUGACUUUCAAGGUCUUCGUGUUCCAGUUUGUGAACUUCUACUCGUCCAUCUUCUAUAUUGCAUUCUUCAAGGGAAAGCUGGUUGGUUACCCCGGACAUUACCGCAGAUUGUUUGGCCUCAGGCAAGAAGAGUGUGCACCUAGUGGCUGUCUUAUGGAGCUGGCUCAGCAACUUGUGAUCAUCAUGGUUGGUAAACAAACCAUAAACAACGUGCAGGAGAUUGUUAUUCCGAUGUUAAAACAAUGGCUCAAGAGAAAGAAGCGCGGUACAUCCAAAGAAGAAAGCAAACCUCGUUGGGAGGCCGACUAUGAACUGGUGGAAAAUGAAGGACUCUUCCAAGAAUACUUGGAGAUGAUUCUCCAGUUCGGUUUCAUUACAAUCUUUGUGGCUGCCUUUCCUCUGGCUCCGUUCUUCGCUCUCGCCAACAACAUCUUUGAGAUUCGCAUUGACUCAGACAAGUUCGUUUGUGAGGUGAGACGACCCAUCGCCGACAGGGCUCAAGAUAUCGGCAUCUGGUUUGACAUUCUGGACAGUGUUGCUAAGAUAGCCGUCAUCAGCAACGCCUUCCUCAUCGCUUUCACCUCAACCUUCUUGCCAAAGAUCCUGUACCGCUUUGCAAUAUCAGAAAACAAUUCCCUAGAGGGAUAUCUUAACUUCUCCUUGGCUUGGUCUCCCCAUAACACUACGGCUGUACCAUGCAGAUACGCAGAGUUUAGAGAUCGUGAGGGUCACUUCACUAGUUUUUACUGGCAUCUGUUAGCCCUUCGGCUAGGAUUUGUCAUCAUGUUUGAGCACUUUGUGUUCUUCGUGUCUCGUUUGAUCGACUUACUGGUGCCAGAUGUACCACAAUCGCUUGAGAUCAAGAUCAAGCGCGAAGCGUAUCUUGCUAAGCAGGCGUUGUCUGAUCACCACAAUCUAAUGGGAGGAAAGAGUGAUGGUGAAAGUGCCGACGAUCUGGAGGAAGAUUAUAUACCCUAACUGAUGUUUGCCUUUUUUAGUGUAGAAAGGAAAUUGCAAGUCCUGAAAAUGUGCAUCGCGUGAUCGCGUCACACUAUGCUCAAAUUUGCGUGACUCCAGGCUACGUGAAGGGUCACGUGGUACUGCACAACGCCAGUUUUUUUCUGGGUGUAUUUUUAUGGUCAACUAUAGUUCAAAAUUUCUCCUCUGAAAACUACCGGUCACCUCAUUAUUUUCAGGUCUUGCAAACCGUUUAUGCUUUUGUAGCUGGGUGACAUUGUAGUUGAGAUGCAGAAGCCAUACUAUAUACGCUUCAGCUGUGUGGGUGUAUAAGUAACAAUGGUGACGGUGUACGUGAUUGGUUUAAAGAAUGGCAAAAAUAAUUAUUGAUAUAUUUAUAUCCUUAAAAUCAACUGUUGUCGUGCGUAGUUUUAGUCGCUUGAGCUGAUUUCCUCCCAAUUAAUGAAAUAAAAAGUUAUAAGAAAGAUUUUUAGUGCAUGCAGGAGAGAACGGAUGCUGAGAUGUUGAGAGUUUUUAUUUCCUCUCUGAAAAUUACACAACAUUUCCAUGACUUUCUUAAAGUUUCUUGUUUUUCGCCGUUUUUAUUUUUUUUUUCUUCUUCGUCUUUUUCACUGUAAAGUUAUUUAUUUCGGUAUGAAGGUUUCUUUGGUCUUCAUUGGUCAGUUUCAAAAGAAUUUUCAAAUGUUGAAAACGCUCAAAGAUCCUUAAUCUUUGAUGUGUCAGACAGUUUAUUCUAUUCAUUAAAAACCCUCACAACUCUCAAGGUCACGAUGAGAUAGCAGAAAAAUAGAUUAUUUAUUACCGUUAAAACUAUGUUAUACGCUGAGGUAUUAGGCUGAUCGCAAUUGCUAUCAAAAUAUAAGUUAUGGGGAACGUCCUUAUGGCGACGGGUUGAUAUCUGAUUUUCAGAUCUUUAGAUAUUAUUUGUUUUUCUUACUGUUAUUGUAUAAUAUCUCCUGGAAGGGGAAUAAUUUCGAUUUCACCAGUAGUGAAAUCAAUAUGACACUUAUUGAUUUAUUGACAUAGAAUGUCAAGAUAUUUUCCGUCAUCUGCCACUGAAAGGAAACUAGGAAAAUCGGUGGAUAGAGAGAUAGAAUCUUAUUUGGAGGCAACUUCGUUCCCAGAGUCCUCAAUCUUCCUCCCUUGAGGAAGGAAACGAGAGGACCUUGGGAACGAGAUUGAUUUAGAGGAUAAAAGGGGAUAAAUUAUGUCAUUUAAGAGGAUGAAGCGGAACUAAAACUGGUAUUGUUGGUGUUUGAACGACUGAUGAAAACAUACCAAAACCGACCGGUCAAUUGUCACAGGCACAACGGAAUCUUCAAAAUUACGUUUCUUAACCCUUUGAGGCUCUCUUACAAAUACUCAUUUAAUUGAAUGUAAUUUAUUCAGGUGAUAUAUUUUAUUGGAAUAUUAAUUUACGGUUCGUCAGGGCAGAAGAGCUAACAAUUCGCAUGGAAAGUUCGCUUUCCAUUUGUUUUUCAAGAAAAAUUAUAUUUGAAAAUUAUUUAGUAAGUUAUUAAGUUUUAUGGGAUAUUUGUCGGGAAGGCAACAUUGUAUAGUUCAGGGAUGGAGAGUGUAAAUUCCCGUUAUUGGGGCUCCAAUUGUUUUCUUUACCUAGUUUGGUGUCUAAGCGACUUAAUCGCUGUGUAUAGUACUUUCUGUCAUAAAUAUUGGUUUAGUUAGUUUCAGCUUGGUCCAAUAUCUUUAUAGUUAUUAGCUUUGAUAAAGGGUACGACGCUGUGAUAUUUUUCUCUCUGCUACAUUAAUUGAUACAAUUAGAAUUACCCUCAAAAAUUAAUACGAUAGUUAAUGAGACUUGCUAUUAAUUACAAAAUCAAAUUUCACUUUCUUUAAUUUUGCUGCACUAACUUACUUCGGGAAUAGUGUCCUUCUGAAACCAAAAUUAGAAUCUCUGUCAUCUAUAUAACGGAUUUGGUUUUAUGGCAGGUUGUGUAGCAGGGAUACCUUGAAUCGUGUAGUGGUGUACCUAGUAACUGGAUAGUAACAGCGUUGAUUCAUGUCGUAUGAUAGUCAGCGGUAUAACACUCAAGGGCGGUACACUACCUGCAGGCGGGUGGCCUGGGACUGUAUUAAAAGACGUGCAAGAGUGGCUGAAAUAAACUGGUUCGUUGGACAAUA